AUGCUGCCUCAAAUUCUUAAUCUGAAUCUCGACGAGAUAAGUCCGAGCUCACUUUUAUACAAACUCGCACAGUCUAUGAAGAAAGAACCCAACCUCCUUGCCUGCUCACAAUGCCAGCGAACCAGCCGUUGCCUAAAAGAGGAAACCAAGCCAGAUGAUGAAAUAAGUGAUGAGAAAGAUAGAGCAUCUCAAAACAUGACAAAGAAAGCCAAACUAGAUACUGUGAAUGAUUCUCCCAUUUUAAAACCAAUUAAACACUUUAGAUUAAUCCAUUGCCUUCCAUGUGAUCAUCUAGUUUGCAUUGUUUGUCUAAGAGAAUUGGGUUUGAAAGCAUUAAGGACCUGCCCAGUUUGUAAUCAAAAUGUAUUUGACGCAACAAUCUGGCGUCUUACAUGUGCGCUCCUGUCCAAUCUCGUUCUUGUCGAGAGCAGUGUUAUAACGUCCACCAUGAGCCACCAACAGUUCAAAAGCACAAUAGGGCAGGAUAAACCUGUCUACCUCUAUGUCAACCAGAAUGAUUAUCAUUGUCGCAAGUACUUAUCAAGCCAACAAGAGGAAGGCUAUAACAUAUCCAAACAACUCGAUGUCAUUUUGGUUUCAGAUGAAUAA
Molecule: messenger RNA, 609 nt
Organism: Nematocida homosporus
Lineage: Eukaryota; Fungi; Microsporidia
Exons: 1
Coding region: 1-609 (202 amino acids)
Source: RefSeq, a predicted model, not a curated record